CACUGCUUUAAAGCCCAGCUCCCCUUCAAAAAUAGCUAAUAGGACUUUCAAAGUACCGCUAUGAUCCAUAUAAUUAUACAAUAUAUCAAAAGUUCAUGAUAAUGGAUGGAGGGUAUACAGGGGCGGACUGACAACUCAUGGGGCCCCCGGGCAAUAGGGAAUCAUGGGGCCCCUGUGUCCUUGCCCAAACUCAAAAAAGCCUAUGAAAAAGGUACCAGGGGCAUCUCAUGGGGCCCCCUACUGACCCCGGGCCCUCGGGCAGUGCCCGAGUUUCCAAAUGGUCAGUCCACCUCU
Molecule: messenger RNA, 294 nt
Organism: Staurois parvus
Lineage: Eukaryota; Metazoa; Chordata; Amphibia; Anura; Ranidae
Source: the annotation of a GenBank genome assembly